UGGGGGUCAGCUAUCCUUCACAAACAAAAUCAUUUCACCAAAAAAAAAAAAAAAAAAAAAAAACAUUUCAAGUUAAACUCACUAGCUACCUUAUAUUAGCUUAUUGAUUUACUCCGAAGCAAGUAUGAAGUGCAACAUCAGCAUCAUGUUCAUAGUUCUUCUCUCUAUUAUUUUGUUUGCAGGCCCAAUUAAUGGGAGGAAAGACCUAGCAAAAUAUUGGACGGAGGUAAUGAAUGAGCAGCCCAUUCCUGAAUUUAUCAAAGAUUCUAUUAAUGCAUAUGAAGCCCAUGAGAAGGGAGAAGCAGAUAAAAGUCUCAUUAAAGAUGUCAAUAAUAAUGAAGUGAAAUCCUCUGAUAAGCUAGCAUCUAAGAAGUUGAUUGCAGAUGAAUUUGAACCAAGCUCAAACUUUUUACUCUACCGCAAAUACCAAAGUGAUGAGCCAACAUCUAAGAAGUUGAUUGCCGGUGAAUUUGAACCAAGGUCCAACUUUUUACUCUACGGCAAAUACCAAAAUGAUGAGCCAACAUCUAAGAAGUUGAUUGCCGAUGAAUUUGAACCAAGCUCCAACUUUUUACUCUACCGAAAAUACCAAAGUGAUGAGCCAACUUCUAAGAAGUUGAGUGCCGAUGAAUUUGAACCAAGCUCCAACUUUUUACUCUACGGCAAAUACCAAAGUGAUGAGCCAACAUCUAAGAAGUUGAUUGCCGAUGAAUUUGAACCAAGCUCCCACCUUUUACUCAGUUGAUUGCAGAUGAAUUUGAACUAGCCCUUUUUUUCUACCAAGCCUACUAAAAUGAAUAUGAACUAAGCUCCAACCCUUUGUUCUAUGGUUAGGAGUCUUGCUGAUUUUACGCCUUUCGUCUUGCUAAGGUUGUCCUUUUUCUCUUUAAUGAGCUUAUGGUAUUUGUAUUUUCAUGCGUUUUAUUAGCAUUGUGUGUAUAAAACAUUAUAUGUAUCUUUCUGUUUGAGUAUCAUGUUAAGGCAAUUAAGCCCAUGUAGUGUUUAGCCUUGUCGAGUAUGAAAUAAAAGCUCAUUUGAAUGUUUUUUUUUUU
Messenger RNA from Chenopodium quinoa (quinoa), 1052 nucleotides. RefSeq lists its product as uncharacterized. The record is from RefSeq and is a predicted model, not a curated record. The transcript is spliced from 2 exons. NCBI's taxonomy places the organism in Eukaryota, Viridiplantae, Streptophyta, Magnoliopsida, Caryophyllales, Amaranthaceae. Bases 125 to 745 code for a protein of 206 amino acids.